Cyprinodon tularosa is the source of this 2207-nucleotide messenger RNA. It is a transcript of the gene alas1, whose product is annotated as aminolevulinate, delta-, synthase 1. The record is from RefSeq and is a predicted model, not a curated record. Gene Ontology annotation, molecular function: pyridoxal phosphate binding; 5-aminolevulinate synthase activity. Gene Ontology annotation, biological process: heme biosynthetic process; erythrocyte development; hemoglobin biosynthetic process. NCBI's taxonomy places the organism in Eukaryota, Metazoa, Chordata, Actinopteri, Cyprinodontiformes, Cyprinodontidae. The transcript has 11 exons. Gene Ontology annotation, cellular component: mitochondrial matrix; mitochondrion. The coding region runs from base 176 to 2047 and encodes 623 amino acids.
UCGUCCUCUUCGUUCGUCCUCAGUGCAGGAUAACGCAGCUCCUUCUGCCUCUUCAACUAAGGAAAUCAAGUUUUUUAGACCGGGUAUUCUAUUUAUUCAACCCCCGUACUGAUAUUCUGCCUUCAACGUGAUUUUUAAGUAAUCUGUGGCAUCGUGUUUAUCUCUAAAGUUAAUUAUGGAUGUGAUCGUGCGUCGCUGCCCCUUUCUGGCCUGCGUGCCUCAGGCCUUUUUUCAACAGUCCAAAAAGACCAUGGUGACAUAUGCACAGCGAUGUCCAAUCAUGAUGGAGCUGGCCUCAAAACCCAUGGCUCCGUCGAUGGCACGAGCCCUGUGCUCUUCGUCCUCCAACCAAAAGACUGACAUCAAGGAUGCUAAUGAAGCUGCUGCAAAGAGAGUGGAGUCCAAGCUGCCUACUGGUCAUUCUGUGCAAGCUGCAGGACAGGGCGUGGCUUCCAAAUGCCCUUUCCUUGCUGCUGAGAUGAAGCAGAAGAACAGUGGUGUGGUCCGUCAAGUUACUGUGGAGUUCCAGGAGGAUGUUGAGGAAGUGCGCACCGUUCAGAAAGAGAUUUCACCUGCCCAGUUGAAGCAGCCAUCAUUGGCCAGCACCACUAAAGUGCCAGAGCCAAGUAAUUUGAUGAAGAAUCUCUUAAAGCAGCGUCCCAAAAGGGUCACCCAUCUGCUGCAGGACAACCUGCACGGCAGUAUGUUCCGCUUCCAGUAUGAUGAAUUUUUUGAGAAGAAGAUAGAAGAGAAGAAAAACGACCACACAUACCGUGUGUUUAAGACCGUGAACCGCCGGGCCACCGAGUUUCCCAUGGCAGAUGACUUCACGGGCUCCCUGGAGGAUAAACGGGAGGUGUCCGUUUGGUGUAGCAACGACUACCUGGGCAUGAGUCGGCACCCUCGAGUCGUGCAGUCGAUAAUGGACACUUUACAAAAGCAUGGCUCAGGGGCAGGGGGGACCAGGAACAUAUCUGGGACCAGCAAAUUCCAUGUGGAGCUGGAACAAGAGUUGGCUGACCUUCACAACAAGGAUGCUGCCCUGCUCUUCACCUCCUGCUUUGUUGCAAACGACUCCACCCUUUUCACUCUCGCCAAGAUGCUCCCUGGUUGUGAGAUUUACUCGGACGCCGGCAACCACGCCUCAAUGAUCCAAGGCAUCCGGAACAGCGGUGCUAGGAAGUUCAUCUUCCGCCACAAUGACCUGGCUCAUCUUAGAGAGCUGCUGGAGAAGGGAGACCCCACCAAACCCAAGAUAGUGGCGUUUGAGACUGUCCACUCCAUGGAUGGUGCUGUGUGUCCCCUGGAGGAGAUGUGUGAUCUAGCUCAUGAGUUCGGCGCCAUCACAUUUGUCGACGAGGUUCAUGCGGUGGGUCUGUACGGGGCCAGAGGAGGAGGAAUCGGAGACAGGGAUGGUGUAAUGCACAAGAUGGAUAUCAUUUCAGGAACAUUAGGGAAAGCUUUUGGCUGUGUUGGGGGCUACAUCGCCAGCACCUCUUCACUUGUGGACACCGUUCGCUCCUACGCAGCCGGGUUCAUCUUCACCACCUCCCUCCCCCCCAUGCUUCUGGCUGGGGCCCGGCAGUCAAUCCAGACCCUUAAGGGGGAAGAAGGUCGCAUGCUGAGGCGUAAACACCAACGUAACGUGCAGCUGCUCAGACAGAUGCUAAUGGACGAAGGGCUCCCUGUCGUGCACUGCCCCAGCCACAUCAUCCCAGUUCGGGUGGCAGACGCUGAGAAAAACACAGAGGUGUGUGACAUCAUGAUGAAUCGCCACAACAUCUAUGUGCAGGCCAUCAACUACCCCACCGUUGCAAGAGGGGAGGAGCUUCUACGCAUUGCCCCCACACCUCACCACACCCCAGAGAUGAUGAAAUACUUUGUUGAGCGGUUGGUGCACACGUGGAAGGAGGUCGGCCUCGAUCUGAAGCCCCACUCCUCGGCAGAGUGCACGUUCUGCCAGCAGCCGCUUCACUUUGAGCUGAUGAGCGAGCGGGUGAAGUCGUACUUCAGCGGCCUCAGCCACCCAAUCUCAGCCUGCGCAUAACACUACUCAUUAAUGCUCGCGCAUUAUGGCACAUAAGCACCCAUUCCUCUGUCGCUGUCAUAAAAUGUAUUAAUUAUGUUUAAUAAGUCCUAUUAUAUGUAAUAUUUAAGAUAUUCUAUCUUCAGAUGUUCUAUAAGCUCCAAAUAAAGCAUAAAAGGAA